GAUAAACUAUGUCGUUUCAUAGGUGAAAACCCGAAAUUUCAUUUUAUCUGCAAGAAUAGAAUCUCUCAAGCCGCGGCCUCUCACUCUGUUUUUCGGCAUUGCUGCUGCAGCCGACGGCGCUUCUCACUCAAAGACCUUUCCAUUCAAAGACUCUGUUUUCUUUUAGAAAACCCAAAAAUCCCCUUUCUCAGUUUUCUUCCCUUUUUGAGAAACUUUCUUUGGGUGGUGUUGGUUAUUGUUGGAAAAAUUUAGGAGGUUUGUUUCGUUGUUGUAUUUUUGGAUGGAAGAUUUCAGCGAUAUGGGGCAGGGGAACGGCAAAAAGAAGAAUAAAGACAGGAUCAGCGAGUUAACUGAUGAACUUCUUCUUAAAAUCAUGUCUUUCUUAAACACCAAGCACGCAGUCCAAACUUGUGUUUUGUCCAAGAGAUGGAAGAAACUCUGGGAAUCCCUCCGUUACCUUGACUUCAAUUAUAAUACUUUCCCCUUCAAACGGAAAAUAGUUCACUUAGAUCACCUAGAACUAGAGAUGAAGAUGUGUUCUUUCAGCAAUUUCAUCAGUCAAGUCCUCUUCCGGCGUGAUUCCUAUGACCUUGUCAAGGUUUGUGUCCAGUCUCCCAACUACAACCCGCAUGCUUCUGUCCUAGCCGGUUUGAUUUGUUACGCUGUUAAACACAAUGUCCAACACCUCACCUUCCAACUCAACUUCAGAGGUGGUCUUCCAUUUUCAUUGCCCCAGAGUCUCUACACUUGUCAAUCAUUGACAUCACUCGAGUUGAAACGUAAUGAUUGGAUGGCCAUAGAACUACCCACAUUACUGGCUUGUCGAGCUCUUAAGUCUUUGCAUCUUUCUCAUUUCUCUAUGGCUGGACCAAACUUUGAACCAACGGCUUUCUCAGGUUGCCCAAAUCUGGAAACUUUGCAACUUUUUGAUAUUGUGCCUGAAAGUGAAAAUUUAUGUAUUAAUGCUGAUAAACUGAGAAGCUUGGUUCUUUCAUUUGCAUUACUUAUUGACGGUAAGGUUGAGAUAUAUGCUCCCCGACUCACCACUUUUAAGUAUUCUGGUAUUCUUCCCAUGGUGUGCUUAACGGAUAACCUUGCAUCUGUGGAUGAUGUAUAUUUUGAUAUAAGGACACCCAGAUUUAUUCACAAUGAGGAAGAGUAUGUUAUUCGUUUGAUCAACACCUUUAAGGAGUUUCCUCAUGCAAAAUCUCUCACAUUAUCGACAUCAACAAUCAAGGUUCUCAGCAAAUUUCCUUCCUUGGUGGUUCAAAAUCGACUACCAUUUGCUAAUUUAAAGCAUCUGAAUAUAAAACUUAAGAAGUGGCAAAGGAAGAGGUUUGAAAUGCCUGCAUGUAUCCUGAACUACUUUCUCAACCGCUCCUCUGUAUUGAAAAUAUGCAUGGAUAGCGAGAUGGCAAGCUAUGACAGUUCUGAGGAUAGCGAUUAACUUGGGAUUAGUAAACUCUUUCUAAAGUUGAUUGUCAGUCCUUUUGCUGUUUUGUUUAUGUAUUGAGCUAGUUCUAAAGUUGAGGAAACUUUGGUUGUAUAUAUGCAUGAAUUUCACUCUCUGAAUUUCAGUUCUAUUCUAUCUCAAUCAAAGAUUCUCAAGCAACAAGUAUGUUUUAGUA
Molecule: messenger RNA, 1628 nt
Organism: Theobroma cacao (cacao)
Lineage: Eukaryota; Viridiplantae; Streptophyta; Magnoliopsida; Malvales; Malvaceae
Product: F-box/LRR-repeat protein At3g26922-like
Molecular function (GO): protein binding
Source: RefSeq, a predicted model, not a curated record